CUAUCAGGGGCUUUGUAUCGCCCUUUCUCUAGGGUGGGGGGAGCUCAGGGUUGGCCUGCAGGAAAGAGGGGCCGGGCCGUAACAGGGUUUGGGACCUGGACUCCUCUCGGCUGCUGGAGCAUCCUUCUGAGAUUUGGGCUAAGUUGCCUUUUCCUCUCAAGUUCCCUGCUCCCCAAUAGAGGCUGGGAAAAUAGGUUUAAAUACUAGCACCCCAGCAGGGUGGCGGCUGGAAAUUCAGGCAGGAUUUGUCUCCCGCUCCAUCCCAAAAUGAAAAGCACCCGCAGCUGUUCCUCUUGCCAGUCCAUCAAUGCUGAUGGCAUAGACCUGAGUCUGACGGGCCUGCCACUGCAAGUUUUGCAGCGGCCAAGCAGCGCCUCUCCAGCUAAGCACAUGGCUCGUUCCGUCUCCGUCAUCACUGAGAGCAAGCCCAAAAGGAACGCUCUGGAAGAUGCAGGACUUGGCUGUUCCAGGGCCAUUAACAAUCUCCGGAGAUCCAGCAGUACCACCCAGGUCAACCAGCAGGUGAAUGGUGCUUUCAGUGCUGAGCAGCCUGGAGACUUCUUGACCUUCUUUGACAGCAGCUCUGGGGGAAGAAAAAAGCUGGCAAGUCUGAGCAAAACCUCCCCAGAUAAGAAAACCACAUGGAAUAUCCUGGACGAUCAGCCCAGAGCCUUCCCAGUCCCAUCCGGCACCCGCAGCACCAGCACGCGAGAGUCCCCAGCCGGCAUGAGGAAGAAAGAAACCACUGUGCUGCUGGCAGCCAACUUCACUGCCAAUAACCGGAGUCACAAAGGGGCCAUGGGCAACUGUGUGACCACCAUGGUGCAUAACAACUACUCCACCGCAGACAAGGCCUCCACGCCAAAAAGCUCCAACCAGGCAGCAUCCUCCCUCAACAACAUGAUCAAAGCGACCUUGAACGAGGACAGUGAGAGCAGCAGCUUCAAGAAGUCUCAGAAGAACUUUUCCAGCAACAACACAGUGCCCUGCAACAACAGCAGCAGCAGCCUGCUCAAGAGGACGGAGGUGACGGAGGAGGAGGCGGAGAGGUUCAUUCAUCAGCGCUGGUACCGACGCCAUUCGCAGAGGCACAAGAUGGGUGCAGCUGCUCUCGAGAGCUUGUUGGCUUCCAAGAGAGAGGGAAGGCAGCAGCAGCGGAUGGAGGAGGGGAACGUCCUGGACUUGCAGCGGAAGAAGGAUGAGGAGAGGCAGAGGAUCCGGGAGGAGAAGGCCCAGCUUGCCCGGCGAGCGGCUGUCCAGGAGCUUCAACAGAAACGAGCCCAGAAGGCCUCUGAGGCGAAGCGCCUCGCGGAGGAGGGGCUGAUGCUGCCCAAGGAGAGCAGGCGGGUGGGCAGGAAAAAGCCCACGAAGCCGGUCUCUGGGAAGAACGUCAGCCCGGCUCAGAGCAUCGUCAAAGCCAAUAAUGCAGAUGCAGAUCUCCGAGCGGCGGCUACUGAGCCAGAGCCAAGCUUCCACCCAGGGCCUGGUUCGGGCACCGGACGGGAUAAUGUGGCAGAGGACAAGCCUCAGGAUGUGAACUCCAGAGAGCUGGCGAGCGAGGAGCUGCAGACGGCGGUCACUUCAAGCAGCAGAGCCCACUCCAAGGUCACCCUCAACGAACUCCUGGACACGCUCAAAUUGCUGGAGGAGGAGCCGGAGCUGCUGCCCCAACCUAAGCUCUACAAGAAAGACAAAUAUGCCUGGAUAGAUGGGGAGGCCGACUCGAAUUCCCUGACUGCCGAUAACCUGGAGAAGUUUGGAAAGCUGAACCACUGCCCCGGCGUCCCUGGGGACGGGGCUCUGCUCUCCGAAGCCAAGCUCCAGACCAUCAUCACCUUCCUGGAUGAGAUGGAGAAGUCGGAGCAGGAGCGGCCCAGGUCUGCCGCCUCUGCUGCUCAGCCGGAGAAUCCUCUGUUGUCUGAAGAGGAGGUGGCCGCCCACCUGGAGCAAGCUUCAGCUGUAGCCACAGAAGUCACCAGCUCCAUCAUGAGGCUGAAGCUGGAGGUGGAGGAGAAGAAGCGAGCCAUCACCAUGCUGCAGACUGCACUGGCACAGCAGCGGGAACUGACCGUGCGGCACGUCAAAGAGACCGAGAAGGAGCUUAGCCACCAGCUCCAGCUGCAGAGAGAGCAGUACGAGGCUGCUAUCCAGAGACACCUGGCCUUCAUCGACCAGCUGAUUGACGAUAAGAAGGUUCUGAGUGAGAAGUGCGAGGCCGUGGUGGCAGAGCUGAAGCAGGUGGACCAGAAGUACACCAAGAAGAUGGCCCAGCUGCAGGAGCAGCAUGAGCUGGAGAUCAAGAAACUCAAGGAGCUGAUGAGUGCGACGGAGAAGAUCCGCCGGGAGAAAUGGAUCGACGAGAAAACCAAGAAGAUCAAAGAAAUCACCGUGAAAGGCCUGGAGCCAGAGAUCCAGAAGCUCAUCGCCAAACACAAGCAGGAGAUCAAGAAGCUGAAGACGCUGCACGAGGCGGAGCUGCUGCAGUCGGACGAACGGGCCGCCCAGCGCUACCUCCGCCAGACGGAGGAGCUGAGGGCGCUCCUGGAGCGGGAGCAGGAGGAGCAGAGCCAGCGGGAGAGGGAGCUAGCCAGGCAGCGGCAGAGAGCGGAGCUGGAGGAGCUGAGGCGGCAGCUGGAGGAGAACAGCGCCGUGGGCGCCAAGGCCCUGAAGGAGGAGUACGAAAAAGCGAAAGAGGAGCAGGAGAGGCGGCACCAGGCAGAGGUGAAGGUGCUGAAGGACAGGCUGGAGAUUGAGAAGCAGGCGUGGGAGGCCAACUACGUGAAGAAGGAGGAGGCCUGGCUGCUGUCCCGGGAGCGAGAGCUCAAGGAGGAGGUGAGGAAAGAGAGGGACAGGGAGAUCGAGCUGGUCAUCCGGCGCCUGGAGGCCGACAUGACGUCCGUCAAGGAAGAGUGCGAGAGGGUGGCUGAGAACAGGAUAAGGCGGGUCCGCGACAAGUACGAAGCGGAGCUGCAGGAGCUGGAGAGGGCGGAGCGGAAGCUGCAGGAGCGCUGCAGCGAGCUGAAGGGGCGGCUGGCUGAGCUGGAGGGCCAGAACAUGCACCUGCAGGGCCUGGUGAAGCUCAAGGAACAGGAGGCGGAAGACCUCAGGCAGGUGAAGGACCAGCUGGCCCAGGAGAGGAGCAGCCUGUCGGAGGUGAUUCGCCAGGAGUUUGCCGACAGGCUGGUGGGCGUGGAGGAAGAGAACAAGCGGCUGAAGGCCGAGAUGGCGGAGAUGAGAGCCCGCCAGCGCCUGGAGCUGGACCGGGUCGCGCGGGACAAGGACGAAGAGCUGGAGGAGGUGCACAGGAGAGUGAAGGUGGCCAUCGUGAAGAAAGAGGAGGCCGUGAACGUCCUUCGGAAGCAGCACGACGCGGCUGUGAAGCGGGCAGACCACCUCGAAGCCCUGUUAGAGCAACAGCGCAAACAGCUGCUGGCUACUAAAUAACAGCCCAGCUGCCGGGUGCCAUUGCCCUGCCGCAGGAUGGCAGGAACAAGGGCUUCCGCGUCCGGUAGAUGGCCUGUGUGCGCCUGCACUCCGUCCGUGCGGGUGCACGGGGCUGGAAACGGAGUCUCCCUCCCCCUCCGACUGUGCUCUUCUCUUUACACCGUCUGUGACUGGGGCUUAAGCCCGACCCCUUGCUGCGGACUCCCAGGUCCGGCGCCUGCGUGGUAUUUUACCAGUAAACUGCGUGUUUCUAA
Molecule: messenger RNA, 3698 nt
Organism: Pelodiscus sinensis (Chinese soft-shelled turtle)
Lineage: Eukaryota; Metazoa; Chordata; Testudines; Trionychidae
Source: RefSeq, a predicted model, not a curated record